AUGCAUCUACAUCUUUUUAUCCUUCUAUGGACAUUAUUGUUCCAAGGAGCCAUCUCUAUUCCUACCAUUAUUUCUUUGGCAUCUAGAGCAAAUAAGUGCUACGAAGACUCCUCAAAGAUUCUUAAGCCCGAUAAAACCUGCGAUCAGCUGCCUGAAAAUACUUGCUUCUACACCGUCACCACCUCUUUGAAGCCCGAGUCAGCAACCACCUCGAUCACGGAUUGGAAUUUUGUUUCGUAUGGCGAGGAUCAUUUUGUCUUUAACAGAAAAAAAGCUUUGUUUGGUAUGGAUGCUGGUCCGGUGGAAGUCAAGGAUCAUAUUUGGGUUGUCUCAAAUCUCACUCGUUUGAAUGCACCAGAGUCUAAUAUCGGUAUCAGCGGUUGUUUCGACAAAAACCAUCCGCCGGGCCAAGCCGAGGAUCUAUCACAUUAUAUCAACAUGAAACACAUCAUCUUUUCCCAAAUCCUUCUGUGUAUCAUUUCCCUUGUCCUUGGAUCUCCCCUUUCUACACCAUGGGUUCGCUCGCAAUCAAAGUGUGGCAAUUCUGAUGUCAACACCUGCACAGUCGAAGUUUACGUCCCCGUCAACAAACCCAAUCAAAACAAAUUUGCCUUCAUAGUCACCCUUUUCGAUUCAAAUUGUGAUUCAAUGUGUAGUGAUACUUUUGUACAUCGUAACACUAGGAUCACAUGGGUACCACCCUGUCUCAAAGGUGGAAAUAUGACCGUUCAAGUUCAGGGGGAUGGAGAGCUGCAGCCAAUUUAUCAUAACGGCUCUCCGAUAUAUAUCGGAAUUGUGCCCGAUGGAAGCACUACAAUAGUAACACAUCGCGAUACAUUUCAGUGUCCAAAUGCAAACGCUGCUCUUGCAAUAAGAUCGAUUUCUGAUUCUGGAGAAAAUUGUGAAGAGGCUGAUCACCCUCCACCCCUCUACGACUCAUGUUAUCAAGCGUGGAGACUUGCACAUGCUCCUGCAGUCGGAACCGGUCAUACGGGUGAUUAA
Botrytis fragariae is the source of this 1002-nucleotide messenger RNA. RefSeq lists its product as uncharacterized. The record is from RefSeq and is a predicted model, not a curated record. The coding region runs from base 1 to 1002 and encodes 333 amino acids. NCBI's taxonomy places the organism in Eukaryota, Fungi, Ascomycota, Leotiomycetes, Helotiales, Sclerotiniaceae. The transcript has 3 exons.